This is a messenger RNA of Botrytis cinerea B05.10, 1897 nucleotides long. RefSeq lists its product as hypothetical. NCBI's taxonomy places the organism in Eukaryota, Fungi, Ascomycota, Leotiomycetes, Helotiales, Sclerotiniaceae. Bases 166 to 1563 code for a protein of 465 amino acids. The transcript has 3 exons. The record is from RefSeq and is a predicted model, not a curated record.
GGUGAACUUCCUUCCAGCUUCCAUCAAACCCCUCAACAUUGGGAAGACAAUAAACUUCUAACAUCAAAACCCGUCUUUAUUGUGCUAUCUUCCAAUUCAGAGAGAGGUAACAAAUAUUGUCGAUGCACCGAAACCCUGAUACAUCCCGAUAGGAGUACAUACAACAUGGCGUCAGAAAAAGAUAUGAGGGAAUAUCUCCUCCCUUCAGAUACUCCUCCAAGAAAUCAACGACGCCGUUAUAGAGAUCACCUGACAUUCCUUCCACUUCUUGCCUCGGCCCUCUUCCUCACAAUGGUGAUCACCUAUUUCUCAUCCCAAUCCAUCCAUCGCUAUAGGGAAUCUCAGCUCACAGCUGGAUCUCUCCAUCAAUGCGCUUGGUCAUACCUGGAAAAAUAUGAGGAGCUUCUAGAUGUGAAACCGAUUGCUCGAGAGGAGUUUCUGGAGAGACAAAAGGUUUUGGCGGGGGUGUUGGGCGAGGAUGGGGUAGAUGCGUUUAUUGCGGAGCCGUCGGCUUCCACGGAGUAUUUUGGGAAUGUUUCGAGCGCGUUUGAACUUUCUGAGAGGCCGUUUUUGGUUAUUUUGGAUCGGGAGGGGGGAGCGACGUUGCUGGUGCCGAAGUUUGAAAGCGGGAGGAUAGGGGCUUUGGAUAUGGUUUUUGAGGAGGAGAAAAAGAGAAUUGUGGAGUGGAGAGAAGAAGAAAAUCCUUAUGAGGUGUUGCGUAGAGAGAUGGGGUUGAAGAAGGUGGUGUUGGAUGAACAUGUUCGGUUUAUGGUGGCGGCGGGAUUGCAGGAUGUGGGGGUGGAUGUGCAACUUAUGAGUUUGGAAAUGAAAGAAUUGAGAGCUGUAAAGAGUGAGACGGAACUGGAUAUCUUGAGGGGAGUAAAUGAGUUUACGGUACAACUGGUGAGGAGCUUGCAGAAAUGUAUCAAGGUGGGCAUGAGUCAGGAAAGUAUUGUGGAAGCUGCCGAGGGGCUUUUUACACAAGCGGGUGUUGGGGCUGGGUUUUGGUCGAUAAUUCUUUUUGGCGAACAGGCUGCCAAUCCGCACGGGGGUGGUAAGGGACGUGUUCUCAGGGAUGGAGAAUUUGUGCUGGUGGAUAUAGGGACUUCGUUGCACGGGUACGGGAGUGAUGUGACUCGCACUAUUCUCCCAUCGACAUCUACGGUUGACAAAGAAUUAAUGAAUAUGUGGCAUUUGGUAUACGAUGCACAGACAGCGGCGAUCGAGAAGAUGAAUAUCAACGAGACGUGUUCGGUUGUUGAUGAGACGGCCAGGAAUGUCAUUAAAGCGAAGGGGUAUGGAGAGUUUUUCACACAUCGGUUGGGUCAUGGAUUAGGGUUGGAAAUGCACGAACAUCCAUAUCUCAAUGGGGUCAAUGGGGAAAAAUUGAAGAAAGGAGAAGUAGUUACCAAUGAACCCGGAAUCUACAUAACCUCCUCCCAAGCUACCAAACUCGGCAAAAAAGUCGGCUUCGGUGUAAGAAUCGAAGACGCGGUUUUGGUCACUGAGAAAGGAGGUAGAGUGAUGACGGGAUCGCGUGCAAAAUCCCCCUAUGAACCUUGAGGUAUUGAGAUUAGAAGAAAAAACGUGCAAUAGAAAGUAGGGGACUUUGGAAGGAAACUUUGAUGUGUGUGAGGAUGAUGGUGUAUCAAUUAUUUAUGUAAGAUGGAUUGUAAAUGCGAGUUUAGAUAAAUCAUGAUAGACUGUAAGGGAAGAAAAUGGGGUUUAUACUCUAAAGGAUAAAAGUAUAUUUUAGACUUUAAAUCUUUGCAUUUUUUUUCCCCUUUCAGAUGUUGUGAUCGAAUUUGAAUGGAAAUGAAAUAUUGAGGAGAUGGAGAUUUCUAGCUUGAAUGUUUCAUUUUACAGUAAAUCUUCUUGUAGGUGAUUGAAUGAUAUA